Molecule: messenger RNA, 660 nt
Organism: Fonsecaea erecta
Lineage: Eukaryota; Fungi; Ascomycota; Eurotiomycetes; Chaetothyriales; Herpotrichiellaceae
Exons: 1
Coding region: 1-660 (219 amino acids)
Source: RefSeq, a predicted model, not a curated record
AUGGCAGUCACCGAGCUGGCACGACUCCGUCUGCAGGAUGGCACGGAAGCCUCGUCGGCAUCUCUCCAUGCCAACCUCGCCAGAGCCAAGAACGUCAUGGAAGAGGCCAGUGGGUUUGAAUUCUGGUAUUACCAUUGCGUGGAAGAGCCGAAUGUCAUCUUCAUCCUAGGAUCGUGGCCCUCUGUCGACUUCCAUAUGCACGAAUUCAUUCCGAGCCCGCAGAAUCAAGAACUGCUCGCUCUGCUCAAAGAUCAGGUCACGGUGGAAUGGAUGUUCCACCUGGACAUUGACCAACGCACACAUCCACUGCCUCUCAACCACGACGUCCUCUCAAUUGACCGAUACAUCGUCGAAGAUGAUAGCAAGGAGCAAUUCAAAACUACAUUCGAAGACAACAAACCUUCGUUGGAGUCAUACGUGGGGGAAUCAGGCCGGCUUACCUGGGGAUGGCGCCUCGACAAAGGGUACGAUCCAUCAAGCAAAAACGAGAAACCAAAGGAGCAGUUCGUUCUCUUGAUCGGCUGGGAUAGCGUGGAGCAACACCUGGGGUUCGCCAAUAUGGAAGAAUUCCAGAAACACAGUCAGAUCAGGAACGACAGGGAGGAGGGUUCGGAUAUCAAACAUGCGAGAUUGAUGCAUGUUGGAGAGAUGCGCCAGUGA